This is a messenger RNA of Pseudoliparis swirei, 6610 nucleotides long. It is a transcript of the gene atp2a2b, whose product is annotated as ATPase sarcoplasmic/endoplasmic reticulum Ca2+ transporting 2b. Gene Ontology annotation, molecular function: ATP hydrolysis activity; ATP binding; P-type calcium transporter activity. NCBI's taxonomy places the organism in Eukaryota, Metazoa, Chordata, Actinopteri, Perciformes, Liparidae. Gene Ontology annotation, biological process: calcium ion transmembrane transport; intracellular calcium ion homeostasis. Bases 453 to 3581 code for a protein of 1042 amino acids. The transcript has 23 exons. The record is from RefSeq and is a predicted model, not a curated record. Gene Ontology annotation, cellular component: membrane.
GGUGCUGACGAAGACGCUGGUGACUCCGCAACACGCAGAUAGAGCGGAUUGAAGGGAGCCUUACUGCAACAGAGACACAUGUUUAAACCAAUUUAAACGAAGAGGGAGAUAUUGUAACGCCGAGCUGAGGCCGUUACGUUCAUAUGAGUUAUUCGUACAGGGCAUCACAAGAAACCUAGCGGAGUGCACACGGAUAAUUGAAGUCUAACAGUUAGCUCGCGUUAGCCUGUUAGCUGGCUGAUAGCCCCGGAGCCGCUAUUUCGUGCUCUCUCGACCGGCACCUGCACGCCUUUGCUGCCCGUUAUUCUAACUAAUUACUCGGUACUAGUCAACGCCGUGGGUUCCUCCUCUGGUUCUUCAAUUAUUAAUUUUAAGUCACCGUAGUGACGCCAAAAAGAGGACCGCGAGAGGGUUUGGGGACCAGCAUACGACACAAUCGGUGGCCGUUCACCAUGGACAACGGACACACGAAGACGGUCGAAGAAGUUUACAGCUUUUUUAACGUGAAUGAGAGCACCGGUCUGAGUUCAGAGCAGGUGAAGAAACAACGGGAACGAUAUGGACCAAACGAAUUGCCGGCUGAGGAAGGUAAAUCCCUUUGGUCACUAGUGGUUGAGCAGUUUGAAGAUUUGCUUGUCAGGAUCCUUUUACUUGCUGCCUGCAUAUCCUUUGUGCUGGCCUGGUUUGACGAUGGAGAAGAAACCAUUACAGCCUUUGUGGAGCCUUUUGUUAUCCUGCUAAUUCUCAUAGCAAAUGCCAUUGUCGGAGUUUGGCAGGAGCGAAAUGCAGAAAAUGCCAUUGAAGCGCUCAAGGAGUAUGAGCCAGAGAUGGGCAAGGUGUACCGGCAGGACAGGAAAAGCGUCCAGAGAAUCAAGGCCAGGGACAUUAUGCCUGGCGACAUCGUGGAGGUGGCAGUCGGUGAUAAGGUGCCAGCAGACAUCAGACUGUCUUCUAUUACGUCAACAACACUGAGGGUCGACCAAUCUAUUCUCACAGGAGAGUCUGUGUCUGUAAUUAAACACACUGACCCUGUGCCCGACCCGCGUGCUGUCAACCAGGACAAGAAGAACAUGAUCUUUUCUGGCACCAACAUUGCAGCUGGUAAAGCCAUCGGUGUCGUCGUGGCUACAGGUGGCAAUACAGAGAUUGGCAAAAUCCGGGAUGAGAUGGCCGCGACGGAGCAGGAGCGAACACCACUGCAGAAGAAGCUGGAUGAGUUCGGACAGCAACUAUCCAAGGUUAUUACACUGAUCUGCAUUGCUGUGUGGUUGAUCAACAUUGGACAUUUCAAUGAUCCUGUCCACGGAGGCUCCUGGAUCCGAGGUGCCGUCUACUACUUUAAGAUUGCUGUGGCUCUGGCAGUCGCUGCUAUUCCUGAGGGACUGCCUGCCGUCAUCACUACUUGCCUGGCCUUAGGAACACGGCGCAUGGCCAAGAAGAAUGCCAUUGUCCGCAGUUUGCCGUCGGUGGAGACCCUUGGCUGUACAUCUGUCAUCUGCUCUGACAAGACUGGCACGCUGACCACCAAUCAGAUGUCUGUGUGCAGGAUGUUCAUCAUUGAUCAGGCAGAGGGCGAUCAUUGUUCAUUAAAGGACUUCACUAUUUCUGGCUCCACAUAUGCACCAGAUGGACAAGUGUUCCAUGAUGACAAACCAGUGAAAUGUUCCCAGUAUGAUGCUUUGGUGGAGCUGGCCUCCAUCUGUGCCCUCUGUAAUGAUUCCUCAUUGGACUAUAAUGAGUCCAAAGGUGUGUUUGAGAAGGUGGGUGAGGCCACAGAGACGGCUCUCACAUGCCUGGUGGAGAAGAUGAACGUGUUUGAUACAGAUGUUAAAGGCCUGACCAAGAUUGAGCGAGCCAACGCCUGUAAUUCUGUGAUCAAGCAGCUGAUGAAGAAAGAGUUUACUCUGGAAUUUACAAGAGACAGGAAGUCCAUGUCUGUGUACUGCACUGCUAAUAAGGCCCGCUCCUCUGUGGGCAAGAUGUUUGUAAAGGGUGCCCCUGAGGGAGUGAUUGACAGGUGCUCACACAUCCGUGUCGGCAGUAGCAAGCUGCCCAUGACCCCUGGCAUUAAGGAGAAGCUCCUGUCUAUGAUCAGGGAAUAUGGGACUGGCAGGGACACGCUGCGCUGCCUGGCUCUUGCCACACGAGACCAGCGCAUGAGCAAGGACGAGCUGAAGUUGGAGGACACCGCCCGCUUUGUUGAAUAUGAGACUGACAUGACAUUUGUUGGCUGUGUGGGCAUGCUGGAUCCUCCCAGGGCAGAGGUGGCAGCCUCAAUUAGACUCUGCCGCCUUGCAGGCAUCAGAGUAAUUAUGAUUACUGGGGACAACAAGGGGACGGCAGUGGCCAUCUGCAGACGUAUUGGAAUCUUUGGCGAGAACGAUGAUGUUUCCAGCAUGGCAUUCACUGGCCGGGAGUUUGAUGAUCUGUCACCUGCUGCACAAAGAGAAGCUGUGGUCACGGUCCGCUGCUAUGCCCGUGUUGAGCCGUCGCAUAAAUCCAAGAUUAUUGAGUAUCUGCAGUCCCAUGAUGAGAUUACAGCCAUGACUGGUGAUGGAGUUAACGAUGCUCCUGCUCUCAAGAAGGCUGAAAUUGGUAUCGCGAUGGGCUCAGGCACCGCUGUGGCCAAGAGUGCCUCCGAGAUGGUUCUGGCUGAUGACAACUUUUCCACCAUCGUAGCUGCAGUUGAGGAAGGCCGAGCCAUUUAUAACAACAUGAAGCAGUUCAUCAGAUACCUCAUCUCUUCCAAUGUGGGAGAAGUUGUCUGCAUCUUCCUGACUGCAGCGCUGGGCUUCCCCGAAGCCCUGAUCCCUGUUCAGCUGCUCUGGGUCAACCUGGUGACCGAUGGUUUGCCCGCCACUGCUUUGGGCUUCAACCCACCAGACCUGGACAUCAUGAGCAAGCCACCACGCAACGCUCGCGAGCCCCUCAUCUCCGGAUGGCUCUUCUUCAGAUACCUAGCCAUCGGAUUUUAUGUUGGUGCUGCCACCGUUGGUGCUGCUUCCUGGUGGUUUGUUGCUGCUGAGGAUGGCCCAAGGAUCACAUUUUACCAGCUGAGCCACUUCCUGCAGUGCAGCCCAGAGAACCCGGACUUCGCAAAUCUGGACUGUAAGGUGUUUGAGUCCCCUUACCCGAUGACCAUGGCCUUGUCUGUGCUGGUCACCAUUGAGAUGUGCAAUGCCCUAAACAGUGUGUCAGAGAACCAGUCGUUGCUGAGGAUGCCUCCCUGGGAGAACGUGUGGCUGCUGGGAGCCAUCUGCCUCUCCAUGAGCCUUCACUUCCUCAUCCUCUAUGUGGAGCCUCUCCCAAUCAUCUUCCAGAUCACCCCACUGAAUCUGACACAAUGGCUGACGGUGCUCAAGAUGUCACUGCCCGUGAUUCUACUUGACGAGAUUCUAAAGUUUGCCUCCAGGCACUACCUGGAGUUCGGUAAAAAACAGGAGAAGCCUGACGGAUGCAAAGGCUGCUGCCUGUCUGCAUGUAUGGAGGGCAUCUCCUGGCCCUUCGUAGCCGUGUCCCUCCCCUUGGUCCUUUGGAUCUACAGCACCGACACUAACAUGUCCGACAUGUUCUGGUCCUGAUUGACUUGAGCACAACUUCGACUUUUCCAUUUCCUCCUCGCCCCCACCGCCAUCACCUCCCUCUGUCCUCUCUGGCUUCCUUUGUGUGCAUAGCUUGCGAGUGUGCUUGUUUGUAGAGUUAGUGUGUGUGUACUUGUGUGUGUGUACAAGAAGGACCAACUUUAACUCAUGAAUGGAACAAAUGGUAUAAGAUGUUAACACUGAGAAGUCACCUGUUUUGAGUUGGGAUGGCAUUCCUGGAUGGGUGAGUGUUAGAAGACCAUCACUCCUGUAGCUGUGGACUUUGUUGCUGGUUUGAAAAAAUAUAUACUGUUGACAGUUAUUUUCUUUGUAUUAUUGUUAAUAUUGCCUUUUAAGGUUUAUAUUUUUUAUGAUUUGGGGAAUAUCGGUUGUCUUAAGUCACUACAGUAACGACAGCAAAUUAUUUUGUCUUCGCUUCCCUCUUCAUGAAGAGAUCAUUAAGAUAUCAGAAACCCAUUGAUCUGUACAAAGAUAGAAUUUUAUGCAACCUUUUAUUUUUUUGAAUGGCUUCGUCACUUGUUUGACUCGUGUGUCUGAGACAUACCGCCUUCAUUUAUGUUCUCAUGUUUACCAUUGUGUCUUCAGUAUGAACUCAGAACUCUCUCAGAGAGGACGAGCUCCGUGUGGCGGACGAGGAAAGGUUUGGGAGUGAACGUUUGAAUGCUCCGCUUAAACAAAUAAAAACAAAAAAAAGUAAAAUCAAAAGCCGCAUGUCCUGUGACCAAGCAUGAACUGUGUGUGGUUUCUCAUUCCUAAUUUAAUUGUGAUUGUCUCCCCCACCCCCCAAUGUUAAGUAUACAUUAACUUCAUGGAUGUGUUUUUUUUACUAUAAUUUGAAAACAAGCCAGGUUUUCUGCACUGGGCAGAGCACAGCUACCUCAAUGUGAUACAACAAGAUAUUUCUUUGCUCAUCUCUAGAUGGUUUCCUCGACAGUCUUGCUAAAGCGUAACAUCUGAGGUGUGCCCCUAUUUACUUGUGCAGAAAACAAGAACAACAUUUCCCUUUAACACUAUUAAGGAUAUAUUUUGUUUGUGUUGAUUUUUGACUUUCUUUAAUAUUUGUACUUUGCUUUGGAGACGGAACCGAGUGGGGAUGAUGUAUAUUAAUAACCAUCUCCAUAGCGUUUGAUUCAAAGGACGGUAAUAUUCAAAUCCUAAGAAAACAAUACUAAUGCUGAACGUAAUCCAAAUGAACUUGGAUUGCAAAUAAGAACCCAAAAUGUUGUUUUUUUACUUCAAGGAAAAAUACACCCAUAAACCUUUGAAUCAAAGUGUUUUCUGUCUUUAUUUAAUAUGAUUGAGGCCUAUGGCUGUCAACAUUAUUCAUAACUAAUGUUUUGUGUGUGAGCAUAUAAUACUUGAAUAGAAAUAAUGUCAGACCCAUGAAUGCUUCAGUGUCCUUGGCACAACAUGACGAGCAGGAGAUCUCCCACCACAAAGAACUGGUGUCUGACGGGCUUUAGUAGUUGGCGUGUUUAGUUGUACAUGUUGAAACGGAGUCCAUAACGUCAGCUGCACUCAUCUCAGACCACUUGAGCUUAAUUAUGUUGCGUGUGAAAUAUAAGCGUGUUUCUUUGGGUAUAAGCCUGGGCGUGUGCGUGUGUUCCACUUAACAACUGUGUGCUUUCCUUCCUCAAUGCCUUCCAUUGGCUCCCUGUCACUAGAGUGAGUAUCCAUUUGCUGUGUUCACACUCUACUAAAUCACUUCAUUAGACUAACGAAACUCCACAGCAGAGAAACAUUCCACCGUUAAAUAGGGAAGCUUUUUGGGAAAUGUCCGAAGUCACUGAAAGGAGUCGUAAACACAGUGAGGGAGGGAUCUUGUGUUGCUGAGCUAUACAAAUGAACAUUGAUUAGGGGUUGGUGUUGACCACGUUCGCUAUUGUGAAUGUCACUGCUGUUCUUUUCACCGCUCUGACACUUGCCGUUAAUCCCCAACAAAUAUAAUCUAUAUUGGUAGUGUGGUUGACAAAUGUAACAGUUUACAGUCUUUGGUACUAAUGUUUUUUCCCCUCUGUUUUAGGUUGGCUCUCAUAAAAGCUUCCUGAAUUGUAAAGAGUGGGCUCAGAGGCUGGAGUAGCCCACUGUCCAGCAUGUGUGCGCACUCUUAAUUCUGCAUAGCGGUGACACACAAUGACCAGGAGUGUGUGUGUUUGUGUACCCACACUUGCACAGACAAAAAAGGACAUUAUUUUCACAGUAAUGAGACCAAAUACAUAAGGGUGUUCUUGAAAGUGGUUGGGCUGGAAAUACACUCUUGGUGCACCACACACACGCACACUUAUCACACUUAUACCUCUGUACAAAUGCUAUAUUGUUAUGACACUAUUCCAGUUUUUGUGUGUGCCCUCAACGGUCCUUGCAUGAAGAUCUUGUUUCCAACUUCCAUGGUAGCUCAUCACGUAGAGACUUCUUUAGCAACGGGGUUGAACGCUCUUAGUGUACAAAACAUUCAUGCAUGCGUUUCAGCUGUAUGUAGGCUUUGCAAUUUGUAUUUAUAGAUUCUAAUGUAUAAUACUCAAAUGACAUUAAGAUGGUUUUAAGACGGCUAUAUCGUAGAUAUGUAAAUCACUGUUUUUAAUUGUAACAGUUUGAGUAAUUAGCACAAUAUUGGACAUGGCGAGAUGACUCAUGCUGAACUUAACUGCUCCACUUGAGUUUUUUUAUUUCCCCUUUUGACAACUACUGUAGGCUGAACUCUGAUCAUUUACUUUUUCAUGAAGCAGUCCUUUGCAAUAAGGACAACAAACACUUUGAUUCAUAGGUAAUCCUGCAAUACAACAGUUGUCUUAUUGCCUCUGCAUUAUUAUUAUUAUGUUUAUGUAUCUUUAUCAAUUGCUGUAAAACUGUGAUUUAAAGUGAGGGGAUCUGUGCCGGCCCCCUCAGCGACACCUAAUCGGACAACAAUAACAUGUAAAAAGCCGAUCAUUAUUGAUGACUAAUAAUGGUUGUACAUGCAUUACUAAGGUUGCGGUUUCAGGUAAAUAAAACAACGUAUUUGAAUUGUA